This is a messenger RNA of Spodoptera frugiperda (fall armyworm), 641 nucleotides long. RefSeq lists its product as uncharacterized. The record is from RefSeq and is a predicted model, not a curated record. NCBI's taxonomy places the organism in Eukaryota, Metazoa, Arthropoda, Insecta, Lepidoptera, Noctuidae. The transcript has 3 exons. The coding region runs from base 128 to 595 and encodes 155 amino acids.
UUCUCUGGAGGUAACGGGAUCAGUCGUGGCUAGGAUACAUCGUGAGCUGAAGUCUUUUUAAUAUAAUACAUUAAUCAUAUUUACACUGAAAGCAUUAUUAGUUUAAAGUUAAAACUCGGAUUUAAAAAUGACAGUGAAGUUUUUCCUCAUUUUCCUCACAGUGCACGUAUACUACAGUUUGUCAUACUCGGUAGACUUGACAUGUGACCGUGAACAUGAGCACUACGAGUGUGGCAGUCCGUGCCAAACAACUUGCGCCACGCUGGGUAUCGGGUGCCCGAUUGGCAACAAGAGAUGCGUGCAGACAUGUUACUGCGAUCAGGGAUACGCCAGAAACGACUAUGGGACCUGUGUACCUGAAGAACAAUGUCUUCUCACCACAACAACAGAGCGCAGUCGCAGGAAAAACUCGCAAAAUAACAAACAGCGCCCUAAACAUAGUCGAAAAAAAUCUCGAAAACGUCGCUUAAGUCUUCUGGGGUUUACUAUCUGCCCUGGACCAUUUAAACUUAUUAAGGCCCCGAACGCUACAACUUUUAAGUGCAAGGACUGUCCGGGCUUUAGUCUUAUUUUUGGGGCGAAUGCCACUAAGUAAAUAUUUCUUAAUUUGUUGAAAUUAACCUCUCGUAUAUCAACAAUAG